Molecule: messenger RNA, 507 nt
Organism: Prunus armeniaca (apricot)
Lineage: Eukaryota; Viridiplantae; Streptophyta; Magnoliopsida; Rosales; Rosaceae
Source: the annotation of a GenBank genome assembly
AUGAUCACUCUCCGUCCAUUCAGGCUAUCUGACGUUGAUGAUCUCAUGUCAUACGCAGGCGAUGAUCAAGUGACUCGGUCCCUCCGAUGGAAGACUUUGACAACCAGAGAUGAGGCUUUGACUUUCAUCAAGGAUGUUUGUAUCCCCCACCCUUGGCGCCGGGCGAUAUGCAUCGAUGACCGUUCGAUCGGGUUUGUAACCAUUUUUCCAGGAUCAGGUGAUGACAGGUACAAGGCAGACUUGGGAUAUGCAAUAGCUGCAAAGUACUGGGGGCAAGGGAUUACCACCAAAGCAGUUAAGAUUGCGGUGUCUCAAGUUUUCAAUGACUUCCCUAUUUUGGUGAGGUUGCAGGCUUUUGCUGAUGUAGAGAACAAGGCCUCCCAGAGGGUUUUAGAGAAAUCUGGGUUCCAAAGGGAGGGUGUGUUGAGGAAAUAUGGAUAUCUUAAGGGAAAUAUUAAGGAUUUGGUUGUUUAUAGUUUUCUAUCAACAGAAGUUGCAGUGUUAUAA